Molecule: messenger RNA, 8205 nt
Organism: Amphiprion ocellaris (clown anemonefish)
Lineage: Eukaryota; Metazoa; Chordata; Actinopteri; Pomacentridae
Product: thyroid adenoma-associated protein homolog
Exons: 31
Coding region: 77-5725 (1882 amino acids)
Biological process (GO): tRNA methylation
Cellular component (GO): cytosol
Source: RefSeq, a predicted model, not a curated record
GUGACCACCAGGGAGGCAGCGUGCUGCUGAUGUGUCUGACAACAAGAAGCACCUGAGCUGUGAAAAUACUGAAAUAAUGUUCUCGUUUGAAACCCUGAUGACGAGUCUGCAGGAGUUUGUGAUCUCCGAGGAACGAGCGGCUGAAAAUGUCAACAAAACUCUAAGGCUGUUCUUUGAUAAACUGUCUGAAGCCUCCAGGAGCAGUGUGAAGAGGAGCAAGGAGCGCUGUUUGGAGGAGGCUGUCCAGCUGCUGAGGCGGAUCUCAGAGGAUCAGCUUCGUGCAUUAGAAGACAACAACCUGCUGCUUCUGGUCAGGCUCCUCAUAUCCCUGCAGCUGCAGAUGGUCAGCAUCUCCACAGCCUGCCGUAAAGUGGACCAGAUGUUGCAACAUGUGGCAAAGGUGGACCAUCAACUGGUGUUUCGAGAAACCCUUCAGUGUUUGCACUCCAUAGUCCACAGUGAGCAGAUUUUGUCUUUUGAGGACUUGCAGAGAGCCUGCAUGUUCCUGGAGGACAGCACUAUGGGUCGGGAAGUGUGGCGAGAGUCGUACAUGUCCAUGCUGAAUAAAGUGUCUGAGUUAUUCCCUGUAGUGUUGCAGCAAGAAUCCCUGAGAGACGGACCGAUGUGUUACGUCAUUGUGAAGGUGUGUUUACAAAUAUUUCAGCUGUUGUCCAGUGAAGUGGCUCCUCUGGUGUGGGAAAAGGACCACAGGGGCCCCACGGUGCAGAAGAUCCUGCAGGCUCUUAUGGAUAUUAUCCUUGGACAGUGCUGCAACAGGGACACUCGUCUCCUGGCAGGAACCGCUGUGUCCAUGCUGAUCAACACAGCAUCAGAGAGCAGAGCUGGAGGAGCUGCUGGCUGGAGUCUGCUGCAGGUCUCUCACUCCGAGCCCUGGCUGCUGAUUGUCGGUGCUCUCCAGGUGAAGUGUAAACCUACAGGGAGGGACGCAGUGGACAGACUGGCUGUGAGCAGAGGCCUCCUGACCUGCUGUCGAACUCACAUCCUGCUGAGUUCACAUGAGGAUGCCACAGAAUGUUUACUGUUGAGAGGUUUGUUUCCCCUGGUCUCUUCUUUGUGUGAGGAGAAGCUGGAUUGUCACUAUUUUGCCUUCGAAGCGUUGACACUAUGGCUGAAGAAAGUGAAAGAAUGUUUGGUUGAUCUCUGGAAGAUAACCGGUGUUCAGCUUCUGCCUGACAACAGCAGCUUGCAGCAGCAGCUCAUUCACAUCAUCUGGACCAAUGCUGAAAGCCCAGUGGAAGGAGUGUCAGAAUUUGCACGCAGUGCCUUCGUUCUGCUGCUGGACCUCUAUGAGAAGGACUGUGAGCAGUUUUGUGAUACCAAGACGACUUUUUAUUUUACCCUGCUUCAGCGAAUCAUGAAACUACCCUGGGAAGCCAAAGCCAAAUAUCACCGUCUUUGUGCCCUGCUGCCAUAUCUGGGUACUGACAUGAUUCUGGAUCAAUAUGUGGAAAUGCCCAAUCAUCUCCUCAAGUGCUUGUCAACCAAUCACCUGUCACCGUGUGGGUCAGAGCUUUACAGAUGUCUGAUCCAGCAGCAGAGACGAGAGCUCUGCGAUGGCUCACAGAAGUCUCACACUGAGCUGGAUCUGGCCGGUCACUGGGCGAGGCGUUGGCAACCCGUUCUCCACGAGGCUCUGACGUCUGACAUGACUCUUCUACAGAACAACAGCUCCACACAGUUACUUCCCUGCACCUUUCAGGUUUUCCCCUCUGCUGUAGACCAUCUGCUGGCCUCUCUGGAUCCAUAUGCCCCUGGACACCUCUACGCCUGGGCCUGCAUCCUGAGCUCUUAUCGAGCCGUGACCGGUGGUUCUCCCUGGACUCUGCAAGGUAGUUCCACCUUUGAAACCCUCCAGUUAGCUCUGGGCUCUGCUGACGACAAAGUCCGUCUUGCUGCUCUCAAUCUGCUUUGCUACUGUCCAAAGACCAAAGACACUCCAACAUCAGAGGAGAUGACGAUAAUGAGGACGUUUAUUCCUCAGAACCUGAACUGUGAGUCCUCCCCUUUUCGUCAGCAUUUUCAGGCUGGAAUGAAGAGAUUUAUGGUUCGUAUCAGAGAUGGCUGCUUGGCACAUGUCAAAGGACAAAAGAGCAAAAAGAAAGGAGGUGCCAGCGAAUCAGAGAGGGACAACGAGCUGUUGGAGCAGGGAAUAGAGUUUGUGGAAUGGUUGAGCCAGCUUCCCUACAGUUAUCUGGCACCAGGACACAGUUACCAGAGGAAGAAGACGGCGUUGCUGCUGCUGUCUGCAGUGCUGGAGACCUGCACAGACACCUGGAACCCUGACAAGAAGAAAGGACAACCUCCCGCAAAUAUGGGGUCUCUUAUUAACUGUGCCAGACAAAGAGGACAGUGGGAUUUCUUCUGUAGGACCAAACAACUGGUUCUUAUCAGCUGCUUAGAAGAUUCUACAAACGAGAUUCGGGAGCUGUCAGCUGGAUUAUUGCUGAGAUUUUUCCCAUCCAGUUUUCCAGAUGAUAUUGCAGGAGUGCUGCACACAAGAACCAAACAGCUUCUGUGCAGUCCGCGGGUGCAGGAGGCUCAGAUGGGAGCGCUGAUGAUGAAACUCCUCCUGCAGAAAUGGCAAGACUCUGGAGGCUCCAGGCUGAGCAGUAACAUUGCUGUCAGCAGUGGAAGUGACCCAGUGGCCUCCUGUGUGGUCAGAGUUCUGGUGAAGGAGCUACAGGAGCACUAUCUGACAGCCAAGGCAGACACGAUGCUCGCUGCCAGAACCAAACCGAUACAUGGAGUUCUAAGUGCCCUUCAGAGAUGUUUGCUCGAGGCACCCCACAGCAUCUAUGAGUUACUUGACCACAGUCUGAACACUGAGGUUCUGAUUCUGCUGGAGAGCAUCUCUCUGCUGCUGCUCGGUGUUCUCUACGGAGACCAGGACGUUUGUGCUACCGAAAAGGAUGCCCCGCCAUCUUUCUGUGAUAUGGGAAAUGCCAUCAACUCUCUGAUAGCCCAGGCGUCUUCAGGUGGUCAAGCAGAUGGAGACGAGUGUGUCCUGCUGUCUGAGGAGCACAGCCUUGUUCUCACCUGCUGCUGGGUCUCCCUAAAGUUGUGUGUGCUUGCUGUAUUUUCCUAUCAGGAGAUAGGCAUUCUUUUAGGUUCACUGGUGGAGAAAAUUCUCGCAGAAACCAAAGAACCCAGCAAGUGUCUUCUAUCGAAACAGGAUCUAAUGAGAGCAUCAAAAGUAUUCAAGAAUAUUCUUCUCAAAUGUCGUCACUGGGGGGCAGUAGAAGGAUGCUGUAUCGGCUUCACAAAGUUCUGUGCCUCUCUGUUGAGCAGCACUGAUCCAGAGCUUCAGGAUAUUCCAGCUCAAAUGCUGAAACAAGGAUUGCAGGUUGUUCAGAGCCUUCGUUCCACAUCUGUGACCCGGCGGGCUGCAGGGUUGCCGAUGUUGAUCCUCUGUGUUGUGUCAGCAGAGGAGGCCAGUAAAUCAAGACCACUGUUAGCCCACAGUAUGCAAACCUUACUGGAAACAGCUAAAACCCCCCUCAGUGAGCACUGGGACCAAACACUGGACCUGCCACAGGUGUGUGCGGUUCACACUCUGCAGGCUCUGGUUCGUGGUGCAGGUUUAGGAGGAGCUGUUCUUCAGUUUGCGCCUGCUGUAGCUAUUUUGUCUCUCACUCUGCUCAGUUCUCCCUGCUGGGCCAUGAGGAAUGCUGCUCUGCAACUUUACAGUUCUUUAUGCUCGCGAAUGCUCGGCCAGAGGUCCAGCAGUGAGGAGGCUGGUCCUACCCAGCAUGGCAUGUCCCCUCCUGCCUUCUUUUUCCACUACCCUGGGCUCCAGCCCUUCCUCCUGGAUGAGCUGAGAGGGGCAGCACAAGUCCUCCAGGGUCCACCUAAUGAGGCCAAGCUACACCUCCAGCCCUCACUCUAUCCCAUCCUCACUCUGCUGUCUCAGCUCCAGCCUGGUGUCCAAGAUUCAACAGAAACUUUGUCAGACUUCCUGCCUCCGUUACUCCAGCUGUCUGCCAGUCCUGUUUACAGUGUGAGAGUGAUGGCCUCCAAGGCUCUGGUUGCCAUGGCUCCCCCCUCAGACUACAUGAACAUCCUCAUCAAACUCACAGCUCAACUGCCCAGUGCACAGGAGCGCUGCUGUCACAACCAGCUCCAUGGCCAGCUGCUGCAGAUCAAAGCUAUUCUGGAAAGAGCUCUCAGUGCAGGCAGGGCCCCUUCAGAUGACCUGAGUGAGGUGCUGAUCGGGGUGCAAGCCUCGCUGUGGCUGGUGACUGAAGCUCAACGCUGCCCCCUAGUGAGAGCAGUGUACCUCGGAGUGGCAGACUCUCUGAGAAGCCUGUGCUGUGAGACCUUCCUGUCAAAGCUCAGUCAUACACUCAUGCACAGCCUCCAAACUCCUCAGCAGGGUCUUCAGGUUGGGCUGUCAUCCUUCCAUCAACAAGCAAUCCACUUCCUGUGUGCAGAUCUAAAGUGUGCCUGUAAAAUCUGGGACAGCUUCUCUGCAGCAAGUCCCGACCUGAGGCUCUCAUUGGUCACGUGGGUGCUGGAUGGACGGGGAUCGCAGCAGACGGGCUUGAAAGAAGUAAUCCAGAGGGUGUUGCAGUCAAACUUGAGGGAGGCCUUGUUGAGUGACAGUGUGGAGUACCGCAGGACCUACCUCGCAGCCCUGAUAGCAGUGACAGCCCACGGUGAUUCUGUUUUACCCCAACAUCUGCUGCACUCGGCCCCACUGGAGGAGCCAGUUCUGCCUGAGUGUCUGGAUUUGUUGCUAAGGGACCUGGAGGCCCAGAGAGGCGGCCCAGAGUUUCUAUCCCAGGCCCUGUAUGCUGCUAGUCUGCUGCUUUCCCAAUGGACAGACUCCAGUCUAAAGAUAUCUGCGUUGGAGCGCUGGUGUAACAUCUUGGAGUACCAGCGGGCCCCAGACGCCCCUGAAGCGCUCAGGAUGGCGUGUGCUGAAGCUCUGUGUGUAGCUGGAGCUCCACUAAUGAACAACAGCACUCAGCCUGCCUUUGUGAUCAGGCUCAUCAACACAGGCCUUUACUUGCUGCAGGACCAAAGCCAGCAGGUGAGGAUGAAAGCAGCCUGCUUUACCUCAGUGCUCCACCAUGCAAGAAGAGGAGAAAGGAAGAAGAGCAUCUACCUCAUGCAGGUCAACCAGGCUCUGCUGCUCCUCCUGGACCUGCUGCUGGAGGACUGCUGGGACACUCCUGGUACCCUAGAGGUGCUGCUGUGUCACCUGCCUCAGUGUGACCUCAGAUCUGUGCUGAGAGAGGCGUCAGUGGGAGGGUGUUCCACUCUGUAUGAGCAGGACGAGGCCAAUGUGUUUGCAGAGCCCUCUGUGAUGUCUGCACAUGUGCUGCAGUACCUGCUGCAGAUGGCUGAAAAAUACUCUCAAUCCUCUGCUCUGGCAUCGAGCCUGAAUUCAUGGGCAGAAGAGAGUGCUACACAGGUGCUAGACAAUCUUACUGUCUGCAAGAAGCUCCUGCCAGCUGAGACAUUGACGCCCAGUUGGCUGGCUCUCCUCAUGGACCCCCGUUUCCACAGCAGCCUGUGUGGCCUGUUCACUAGAGCUGCCUUCCUCCUCCAGCUGCUGAAAACAUCUGAUAGCAUACAGCACCUCUGCGAUCCUUCAUCCGUGCACACGAGUUUACAGGAGGUUUGCAGUCUGCUCGCUCAGAACGGUGUCCACUUUCCCUCGGCGGUAACAGCUGCUGUGGCUGGAGAGCUGCUGCUGUGAUGUAACACAGACGCUUUUUUAUACGCUCAGUGGGCAAAGCCUGUUGGACGGCGUGUCCCGGGAUGAAAUGACCUGUGGAUAUUUUAAGGCUGCUGAUGACAGACACAUGUGCAGCCUUAUUCUUGAAUGAAUAUCAGAAGUGCUGAUGCUGCAGUGCAUCAGCAGUUGGGAGGCUGACUGAGUUACGUAAGAGCUCAGUUGCUGCAGUCACUUGUGUCCAUCAUCACAUUUACUGUGAUGAAUAAGAGACCCUCUGGGCAGUGGGUGCUGUGUGCAAAUACACAAAACGGUGCACUGAAACAGCUGCUCUUCAUAGGCUCUCGAGGCCUGUUUUUGCAAGAAAGCUUUUAAAUAGGGUUUAUAACAUGACAUUUUCUGAAACUUUAUUCAUUUUUAGAAUAAGGCUUUUCAAAUAGAGCUACAGUAAGAGGUCUGUCUCACUUUCACCUCAAACACUGUGCUUUUGUCCCUUGUUGUUCAGAGCUAUAUACUUGCCAUGUCUCAGCAGGAACAGCAGCAAGACUCAGACUGGUGCACUGAUGUAAUGCUACAGCAUUUAGAGAACAUGAUCAGCCCUAUACAGUGUGUAGCCUCUAAUGACAAGCAGGCAAAAUGCAGGCUUUGGCAUCUGAUUUUAAAUGUAUAGCAGUAACCCAAUAGCAGUCACCCGUACUCUUGACAGAAAGUUUCAGUUUAAAAUUUUAAUUGAAAUAUUUCACAGUUAUGGAAACCCAUUUAAAAAAAAAACAAAAAAGAAAUUGCAGUGGGUGCUGUGUGCACAUACAGAAAAGUAACCAAAAUUAAGACCUGCUCCUCAUGAGCUUUCAAGGCUUGUUUCUACAAAAAUGCUUCAAAUAAGACUUAAAAAAGGUCAUAUUUUUUAAGUGAAGCUUUACUUGUUUUUAGAAUUUAAAGCUGUUUUUACGCAGAGCUGCAGUAAGGUCUGUCUUUCUAAUCACAUUCACCCUGAGCUUAAUGCUUUUGUCUUGUGCUGUUCUAAGCUGUAUACUUCAUCAGUAAACCUCAGACCGAUGCAUUGAUGUAAUGCUACAGCAUCUGGAGAAAUUGCCUGCUUGGCACCCAGCUGGGGAAUACAGUGUGUGGUUUAUUGUUCCAUUAGAGGCCUUCUGCUCGGAUAAGUGUCCAUUUUCCAACCACAUGAGGGCAGACAAUGAUUGACUGGAUGCGAUAGAGAGUUGGCGGUUGCCCCGCAACCGACCACACACUGGAGCAGUCUUACAUCAUCAGAUAGCCCACUGCUUUUGUUUGAGAUGGGUGGCUCUCAGUAUCAGACAAACACUGACAUGAAAGUGUUUAUACAUGCUAUGACUGGCCAUGUUAAGGUAUUAAUUAAAUGUAUACGGAUGCUUACCUGUGUAAGAGUCUAACCAGUCAGUUAAUCAGCGUGCGACGACAAUGUAGCCCUAUCCGCACUUUCAUUGUGUAUGCAUGAAGAACAUCUAAAUUAGGCAACAACAAUGACAAUAAGCUUGUAUUAAUGAUUCAUACUUAAACCUUAUGUAAUGUGUUUCCUAUGAUGCACACCCAGAUCCACACCUGCUGCGUGGAGUUCUGAGAUUAACAUGUGCCUCAUAGGAAACUGUCAGUGAUUCUGUUUGAGAAGAGGAUUCAGAAAAAAAGAAAUGAUCAGUCAAAAUGAAAAAGUUGGACAAACUUUGAAUCAUUCAAUCAAUUCUUUAAAAAAUUGAAUUGCGCCACACUUAACACCUACCAUGUGCUUUCUUUUGAUCAAAACUUUCUGCUGCUCACCAAAUGAUCAUAUGAUUCAGCUUCUUACAUUUGUAAGUGUUUCAAGCCAAAGCUGCAUAGCAGGCAAUCAUAUAAACUUUACUUCAAAACAAUGGUAAGAAACACAUGUUGCUUGAGCCUGUCGGCAUGCUUGAAAAUAAAGGUUGAAAUUUAAUGGAAAGAUGUACUCAUUUUGGUUUCUGUUCUUGCUUGAACAGCAUGCAGUAUUAGGGCUUCUGCCUCAACCUUGAAGACAAAGCUUAAGAAGUGAGUUUUAAGUUGAGCAGGGUUGUAAACCUCCUGAAGGCAGAGUGUGUAUAAUGGAGAAUGACCAUCUGGCUUAAUAAAAGCUGGCCGAUCGUUACUGCGAGUCUCUGGGCUCUCAGUAAGCCUGCGUCCUGCUAAUUAAAUGAUUAACUAUGGCAACAGGGAACAAGGCCAAGUAGGUACAGCCACUUUGAUGGGUGGGUGUAUGUGUGUACAUAAAUACAGACAUUUGUGCGCCACUUGGACUAUGAGUGUUUUUCCACUGUUGUGUUACAAGUAGCCAGAGGAUCCUUGCUUUUAAGGUUAAAAAAAAUGGCAAGGCUCAAGUGUUUUUCAUUCUACAAAUGGAGUAACAGUAUCAAUCUUAACAACCUUCUUGAUGUAUGGGUUUUGUCAGUGUAACUGUGCACUUUGAUUUUUAAGAUUAUCGGUUUGUCCUGAAUAUAAUAAACAUCUGGAAUGAG